Molecule: messenger RNA, 1273 nt
Organism: Galendromus occidentalis (western predatory mite)
Lineage: Eukaryota; Metazoa; Arthropoda; Arachnida; Mesostigmata; Phytoseiidae
Gene: Ssl1
Product: general transcription factor IIH subunit 2 Ssl1
Exons: 9
Coding region: 101-1273 (390 amino acids)
Biological process (GO): regulation of transcription by RNA polymerase II; nucleotide-excision repair; DNA-templated transcription
Cellular component (GO): transcription factor TFIIH holo complex; transcription factor TFIIH core complex
Molecular function (GO): zinc ion binding
Source: RefSeq, a predicted model, not a curated record
CGGCGAGUGCUCCCCAUUCCCCAUCCACUUCUGUUUCGGUUCUCUGAGCGUGGAAUUGUCGCACUGAAACCGUCGAGACUAAUCCGAUUGAUCAAGCGCCAUGGCGGACGAGGACGAACAACAGGACGGUUAUCGCUGGGAAUCGGAAUACGAGCGUACCUGGGAAGCUAUCCGGGAGGAUGAGAGCGGGAACCUUCAAGCGAGUGUUCAGGAAAUCGUUCACAAAACACGCAGGCAACAGUUAUUAUUGCAGAAAAAUGUCCGCCUUGGUAUGAUGCGACAUCUCUAUGUGGUGCUCGACCUCUCCGCUUCGAUGAACAGCAACGAUCUGCGACCCUCUCGUAUUCAAUGCGUCCUGCACUUAUUAGACGACUUCGUGGACCGUUUCUACGACGAGAAUCCUAUUUCUCAAUUGGCAAUCAUUGCAACUUGUAAUAAACGAGCCGAGAAGAUAUCCGAUCUGAGCGGAAACCCUUUGAAGCACAAAGAAGGCUUGGCGAAAAUCAAGGACCGGCUGCCGACUGGGGAACCUAGCCUCCAAAACAGCAUAAAUAUGGCCGCCGCUGUUCUUCAACACAUGCCGGCGCACAGCAGCCGGGAGGUGGUCAUCAUCUUGGGAAGUUUGACCACCUGUGAUCCAACGGACAUCAACGAAACGAUUGAAGAGGCGAAAAAACUCGGCUUGCGGUGUUCGGUUAUCGGGCUCGCCGCCGAAGUUUACGUGUGCCGCCGACUAACGGAAAUCACUGGAGGAAGCUACCACAUCGUCGUAGACGAGGACCAUCUUCGAGAAUUGUUGGCGAAUCAUCUUCUGCCCCCGCCAGCCUUGAACAAUAUAGAAUGCUCUAUGGUCAAAAUGGGAUUCCCGUUCCACAAAAACGAGCAGGAAGACACACCGGCUCUGUGUCAGUGCCAUCUGGAAGCAGCCGCAACAGAAAGUGUGCACAUCACGACUGGAGGCUUCCUUUGUCCUCAGUGCAAAUCUAAGUACUGCGAACUACCCGCUGAGUGUAGAAUCUGUGGUCUAACUCUGGUUUCGGCCCCGCAUCUGGCCCGCAGUUAUCAUCAUCUCUUUCCACUGGACAACUUCAAAGAGACGCAUCUCCUCAAAGGCGACACCCGGACUUGUUUCUCCUGCCAGAGCUCCGUUGAGGGUCAGAACAUGUACACUUGUGAGAAAUGCAAGGAAGAAUUCUGUUUAGACUGCGAUAUAUUCAUCCACGCAACCCUCCAUCUCUGCCCGGGCUGCGCAUGUAAACCCCAAAUGAACUGA